CUUCUAGUAUGCGGAGCUGACCAGUGGGCCGGUUCCUAUGAGCUCAUCACAGCUCUCCUUGAAAACCCGUUUACAACUGACGAGGCUUACAGCGAUAUCCUACGAAACCGGUGGAAAAACCAGUCUGCGUACCUUACAAUCGAUCAUGGGCAAUCAACAUCCCUCGUCGACAGUGCCCUCACCAUUCCUUCGUCUUGGCUCCAACAAUACCCUUUCCCCAUCCAACUCACCGAAAUCCCGACACUCUCUUCCCAUCCUUCCCUCUCAAAAACGCUCCUCAAAGGAGACGUGCUAAUCCUCCUUUGCAACCCACUAACAACACCCCUACCGACGCUCAUCUCCAAUGCCCAAUACAUCCUUCAAAGACCAGGAACAAUACUUGUUCUCACCGCUUCCGGCGCAUCCUCGCAUGCACUAGAACAUAUUUCCAAGGAACUGGCAGCUGCAAAUUGCACUCCUGGAAAGAUUCUUGUUGUGGAUCCUAUUCGCGCAUUAGAAGCUGUUUCUUCUUUAAAGUCAGAUCCUUCGUCUCCUGCUGCUAUUCAGAGGUACCAGGAUGAUUUUACGGGGUCGAGGAUAUCGCAUCUUGGUGAUGUUUUGGCGGGGGUGCUUAGGUUGAAGGGAGGACGCGCAUCGUCAUCGUCGUUGAUGGAUAUCAGCACCCAGAGUGCUCUGAUGCAAAUGCGGAGUGCGUUGCACGCCAGCGCUCAAUCGGUAUCCCAAGCUCGUGUAACAAUGGACCGCGUAUUUAUAGGCGCAAGCGAGUUGCAAUUGCAAGUCGAAGAAGUUCGUGCAAGAACAGACAGGGAGGUGCUCGUAGAGUCUGGUAUAGAAGAAGCUCUUCUCCGCGGUUCCAAAGAGAUGAAAUCCUUGUUGGAGUCGUUAAAUUGGCUGAAGAUGAUAUGGCGCGUCGACGAGAUAGAUUCUUUGGUGGCUUCCGCGUUGGACAGGCAUUGGUGCAGGGAACUAGAAAAUCAGCUCAUCCUGCAAACGGGUCGUCUAGCAUCUACCCAAGCAUUCCUAACCUCAUCCACCUUUUCCAAACUCGCCCAACUCGCAUCGCCAUCCCCCUUAUCCACCGCUUUCCAUUCCCCCAUCCUCGACAACCAUCUCCGUCAACUCACGCACUCCCCAACAUACGCACUUACCCCAGACGCCCUCACCCAGCCCAUUCAAGCCCGGCGUUCUCAGCUGACAAAACACACCACGACACGUUUACACCGCAAAGCCCAGAAUGCGGUGCUGGGUGCGUUUGGCGGUAUGUUUGGCGGUGCUGGUAUUGGAUGGUGGCUUGCAUUUGGAGAAAGCGCUUUGAGCGUUGGUGCUGGUUCGGAAGCAGGGACUGCUUUGGGUGCUGGUGCGCUGGUUGCUGUUGCUAGUAUAAGAUGGGCUGUGGGUAAGUGGGAACGAGCGAAGAGGGAGUGGGUGGAGGAUGCUGAUCGGGUUGGGGAGGGGCUGAAGAGGGAUCUGAAGGUGACUCUGGAGCGAGGGAUUGAGAAGAAUGUUGCAGUUGUUCCUAUAGCAGCGUAUGAAGGACUGCGAGAGCUUGCUGGGAAACGACAGGAGGAGAUCGAUGUUGUUAAGGACGAUCUUAUUUCGAUGCAAGCUGACGUUGAAGCGCUUGAAAUUGCUCGACCUUCAUAG
This is a messenger RNA of Suillus clintonianus, 1644 nucleotides long. RefSeq lists its product as uncharacterized. The transcript has 4 exons. The record is from RefSeq and is a predicted model, not a curated record. The annotation marks the transcript as partial. Lineage: Eukaryota; Fungi; Basidiomycota; Agaricomycetes; Boletales; Suillaceae.